Messenger RNA from Labrus mixtus (cuckoo wrasse), 3085 nucleotides. It is a transcript of the gene bdh1, whose product is annotated as 3-hydroxybutyrate dehydrogenase, type 1. Lineage: Eukaryota; Metazoa; Chordata; Actinopteri; Labriformes; Labridae. The record is from RefSeq and is a predicted model, not a curated record. Gene Ontology annotation, molecular function: oxidoreductase activity. The coding region runs from base 61 to 1146 and encodes 361 amino acids. The transcript is spliced from 5 exons.
CCUUUCCAGGGAAGUAAAACCAGCAGCAGCAGCCUACACACAUUAAGCAUUCCCCUCAAGAUGGCCCCGCUGCCCUGGUUCCGAGUGGCUCUGCUGGUCUCGUUUUCGGUCUUUCUCACGGUUCUGUUGGGGUUCGGACUGCCUGCCCUGCUGAACGCCGUCAUGAGGAUGUUCGGACUUCCGGAGACGAGUGUGACCGAGUGCAUCGUUGUUCUUUAUUUACUGUUUGUUCUUUAUGUAGCGACGCCGAGAAUCCCUCGAGGACAGGUGGAGGUGAAGGGAAAAGUCGUGUUUAUAACGGGGUGUGACUGUGGAUUUGGUCACGCGCUCGCCAAACAUCUGCACAAACUCGGCUUCACAGUCUUUGCUGGAUGUCUCCUGAAGGAUAAAGGCGGCGAGGGGGCAAAGGAGCUGGAGGAGUUGGGCUCAGAUCGCAUGAAGGUCGUGCAGCUGGACGUGUGCAGCGACGAGCAGGUGAACCGGGCAGCAGAACACAUCAGAGAGAACCUGCAGGACUCAGAGAGAGGUCUGUGGGCCGUGGUGAACAACGCCGGUGUGUCCACAUUUGGAGAAGUCGAGUUCACCUCCAUGGACACCUACAAGCAGGUGUCAGAGGUCAACCUCUGGGGGACCAUCAGGGUCACCAAGGCGGUUCUGCCGCUGAUCCGCAGAGCCAGAGGCCGAGUCGUAAACCUGGCGAGCAUGUACGGCCGGAUGGGAAACGUCAUGCGCUCGCCGUACUGCGUGUCCAAAUACGGCGUGGAAGCCUUCUCCGACUGCCUCCGCUACGAGAUGAAGUCCUGGGGCGUCAAAGUGUCCGUGGUCGAGCCGGGGAACUUCAUCGUGGCGACGGGCAUCCUCACGCGGGACAUCGUCGCCAGCACGGCCAACAAGCUGUGGAGCGAGGCGCCGCCGCAGGUGAAGGAGGACUACGGGAAGGCGCACUUCGAGAAGCUGAUGGCUCUGAUGCGCUCGUACUGUAACAGCGGGCAGAAGAGCGUCGCCCCCGUGUUGGACGACAUCACCGACGCCCUCGUGUCCAAGCGUCCGUACACACGAUACAGCCCCACCGAGCCGCACUGGUGGAUCAGAGUGCAGGUGAUGACUCAUCUGCCCGGCGCCAUAUCCGACCUCCUCUACCUCUAAAGCGCACGCUCUUUGGUUGUGGCCUCACAGCGAGCAGCUUUAGACCUCACAGUGAACUCUGCUGAUCGAGCACUUUGUUUCUGUCUGAUGAAAACAAUAACUUCAUGUCCUGAUACAUUCUGUGUUGAGUAGGAACUACUUUGUGCAGAGUUCACCCAUUGUAGACAGUCAUGACUCACAGAGUUAUUUUCAGAGGAGAUACUUGAUUUAUAUUUAAGUGUGAAUAAUCACAUAGAAAGACUUUAACAUCACUAAUCACUUUAUUUGUUGAAACUGUGCAAAUCGAUGAGGAAGGCCCGUAUCCACCCGUCAUUUUGUUUUCAGUGUAGAGAGAGUGUGUUCGCAGCAGAAAGCGGCCGUCUGGAGAAAAGGCACAGCCCCCGGCGUCUUUUUUUCCGAGCGCUAAAAGUAAAAGUAACGGAGCAGUGUCGGUCAUACGGCGGCCGUUGUCAACAGACUGUUGUCAUGGAGACAGGACAGACGUGCAGCGCUUUUCUUCUAUAUGUGAAAAAUCACAUAUAAAGUCUUUAAAGUCUGCUGUGGUGUUAUCUUAAAUCCCCUCAUGUAUGAAUAUCUUCCAUCCUGAUAUUGUGUUCCUCAUGAAGCGCUGGUGAAGCUUCGAGAGGGAGAGCUUCCUGCUGUUUCUUUUUGUGACAGACGCCGGAACAGUAACGGCGUGCUGAGAUUUUGGCUGGACCCAUCAAAAAGUUACAUAACCACUAAAACAAACCCACUUUGUCUGAAAUGUGCAACGAGAUCCUGCGUGCUGCUUUGGACACUGAGGGUGAUUGAUGUGAUUAAUGACCAUGAUUGAACAAAAAGGUCGCCCCCGCCCCCGCCACCCCCCCCCUCCUCUCUCAAACCUUCUAGACUGGAAACUUAUUUUGUAUAUAAAAGAUAUUAAUGACUAUAUUAAAAAUUAGUAAAAUUUUUAAAGAGUGAAGUGAAAUAAAGUGAUAAAAAUGAGGCUGUGUUUUUUGAAACGUCUCCUCUGAGUUAGCCUGGGUGGUGUUGCUAGGAGAUGUAAUGACAGAAAUGGCCACCAGGGGGCGGGCAUGUAUCAUAAAUAGGACUACAAGGGGAAUCAUCUCCUGCCUGUAAAAUGUGUCACAGUUUAGGUUUCUGUAUCAGAACAUUAUAUCAACGUGGAGACACAGGGAUGUAACCUAGUAGGGGAACAAGUUCGGGUGGCAGCUCAAUCUGUAGGGACCUGGGUUGGGAAGCAGAGGGUCGCCGGUUCAAGUCCUGGUGUGGACCAAAGUGUGGAGGAAGAGAGGAGCCAGGCAGUGGUGAUUGCAGAGCCUGUGUGGGCUUCAAGGCCAAAAUAAUUCCCCUCAAACAUCCCCCAUAUUCAGGGCUAGACAAGCAUCAUUCAGUCAUUUACUGUUCUAUGAUUGAGUGCUGUGAGAUGGGGCCCCCUUAGGGAGGUUUCCUACUGUCGUUGCAAACUUUGCACAUUUUCAGCCACUGCUGUUCAUUUAAGUUCAUCAGGCCUUAAGGGUCCAUCACUGACCUGCAGCGCCUCUGGUGCCGGGUCACUUCCAGAGUAGUGCCGAGGUCGCCUUGAGCAAGGCACUGAACCCCCCCCCCCCCCCGACAUCUCUCCACUAAUACAGGUCUACAGGUCGUGUGUGUAUUUCAGGCCUCAGGAAAAUCCUGCUUUUGGUCAAAUGAAAGUGGAAAUUCCAACAUUGUGAGAGAAUUUAAACAUAGAAACACACAUGAUCUGUUUGGUUUUUAUCGUUUAUUACGUCUUUUGAACACUCUAAUAAACUCUUCUAAAUUAUUACACCUGAAGACGAUCUCCCAUCCAUCCAUACAAACAGUAUUAAGAGCAUGACAAUUAAAAUUUCACAGCACCGCCGUUCUCUUUCCACAGCAUGGAUCUGUUUUUUGUUUUCUUCACUUUCUCUCAUACAGAAAAAAAAAAAAAAAAGAA